GGUGGGUUUUUGGUGGUUUUUUGUUUUGUUUUGGGGUUUUUGGGGUAUUUUUUUGUUUUUUUCUUUCCCUAGACCACCCCACAGCUCUGGUUUUUCUUUCCCCACAGCCUGAAUCCCGGGGCCCUGCAGCCCAUCGGGAGGAGCAGGACGCAGCCACCAGCCUCAUCUCCUGCCCUGGGAGGGUCUUUUCACCCCAGAGCAAACACAUGUGGAAGGUCUGAGCCAUCUCCCACCUUCUCUGGGACACCAUGGACACGGAAGCCGUGCAGCCCCAGGAGGCUCCGCUGACGGUCAACGAGCAGGUUAUUGUCAUGUCCAGCCACGAAACCAUCCGGGUGCUGGAGGUCGGCGUGGACGCCCCGCUCCCGGCCGAGGAGGACCGGAAAGCCCCGGGGAUGCCACCAGGGGAGGUAGCACGGGGCUCCCCGGGAGAAACCACCCCCCCGGGCACAGAGGACAUCCCACCCAGCACCCAGAGCUCCUGCAGUGUGGAGACGGCCGGAAAAGCCAAAGUGGCCACCGGAGCGUCCCCCAGCACCGUCUCCCCCCUUGGCACCUUCGGCCACUCCACUAGCCAACAGCCCCAGACGGUGGCCACCCCCCUGGCCGUGCAGGCCACCCCACAGGUCUUGACUCAGGAAAACUUAGCAACAGUUGUGACAGGAGUAAUGGUUCCCGCAGGGACAGUUACUCAACCUCUUCUUAUCCCCAUCAGUAUUGCAGGUCAAGUGGCCGGUCAGCAGGGGCUGGCUGUGUGGACAUUUCCUACAGCAACCGUCGCUGCCCUCCCCGGAUUGACGGCUCCUUCUCCUACGGGGGGAAUUUUCAAACAGCCCAUAGCCAAUCUGCAAGGUAAACCCACCCCCCCCCCCCCCCACCACGGCUGCUCUUCGGCCUCGCAGCCUCCUCGAUUCAUCAUCCUCCUCCUCCCCCUUUUAUUUCCCCGUCCCUCGCCCUGGUGCGACUCGAUCUGUGCCCAGUCCAGGCUCCCCUUUUCCUGCAGGUCUGAAAUGGGCAGAAAUUUAAGGAAGGGGGGGUUGGUUUGUGGGAAAAAAGUGAUCGGGACCCUGCCGUGGGUGGUGAACUCCCCCGGGAUGGCAGCCACCAGCCCUGUCCCCGCCGCCCUGCCGGCCCAGAACCUGCAGGUCCAGACGGUGACACCCCAACUGCUGCUCAAUGCCCAGGGCCAGGUCAUCGCCACGUUGGCCAGCAGCACCAUCCCGGCAGCCACCAUCAAGAAAACUGCCACCCCCGACCCCCCCGCCAAGACCGAGGUCCAGCCCAUCCAGCCGGCCCCGGCGCUCUCCCAACCCACCGUGGUGGUGGCAAACCCUGCCCCAGUGGCCAAGGCAUCCCCCGCGCCCGUCCCCAUUACCUGCUCCGAGACCCCCACCGUCAGCCAACUGGUCUCCAGUGAGUCACGGGGGGGUGCGGAGGAGGACGGGAUAAACCUGGAGGAAAUCCGGGAAUUCGCCAAAAACUUCAAGAUCCGGCGUCUGUCCCUGGGGCUGACGCAGACGCAGGUGGGACAGGCCCUGACGGCCACCGAGGGACCUGCCUACAGCCAGUCGGCCAUCUGCAGGUUCGAGAAGUUGGACAUCACUCCCAAAAGCGCCCAGAAGCUGAAACCAGUGCUGGAGAAAUGGUUGAGCGAAGCGGAGCUGAGGAACCGGGAAGGGCAACAAAACCUGAUGGAAUUCGUGGGGGGAGAACCUUCCAAAAAAAGGAAACGCCGCACCUCCUUCACCCCCCAGGCCAUCGAGGCCCUCAACGCCUACUUCGAGAAGAACGCCCUCCCCACCGGCCAGGAGAUCACUGACAUCGCCAAGGAGCUCAACUACGACCGCGAAGUCGUCCGCGUCUGGUUCUGCAACCGCCGCCAGACCCUCAAAAACACCAGUAAACUCAACGUUUUCCAGAUCCCCUAAAAAUUGGACGGGGGGAGGAGGAAGAGGGAUUUUACCCCCUAAAAAUUUGGGGGAGGGUUUUACCCCCUAAAAAUUUGGGGGGGGGGGUUAUCCCCUAAAAGUUGGGGAGGGAUUUUGCUCCUAAAAAUUGAGGAGGAUUUAUAUCCCCUAAAAAUAUGGGGAAGAUUUUACCCCCUAAAAAUUGGGGGGGGAUUUUACCCCUUAAAAAUUGGGGAGGGGGAGGAUUUUGCUCCUAAAAAUUGAGGAGGAUUUAUAUCCCCUAAAAAUUUGGGGGGAUUUUACCCCCUAAAAAUGGGGGGUGGAUUUUACACCCUAAAUAUUUUGGGGAGAUUUUACCCCCUAAAAACGGGGGGUGGAUUUUACCCCCUAAAAAUGGGAGGCAGAUUUUACCCCCUAAAAAUUGGGAGCGGAUUUUUCCCCCUUAAAAUUUGGGGGAUAUCUUACCCCCUAAAAAUUUGGGGGGAGAUUGUACCCCCUAUAAAUGGAAGGCAGAUUUUUCCCCCUAAAAAUUUGGGUGAAUUUUACCCCCUAAAAAUUGGGAGGGGUAUUUUACCCCCUAAAAAUUUGGGGGAGAUUUUACCCCCUAAAAAUGGGGGGUGGAUUUUUCCCCCUAAAAAUAUGGGGGGGGGAGAUUUUACCCCCUAAAAAUUUGGGGGGGGAAAUUUCCCC
Calidris pugnax (ruff) is the source of this 2597-nucleotide messenger RNA. It is a transcript of the gene POU6F1, whose product is annotated as POU class 6 homeobox 1. The transcript is spliced from 9 exons. Gene Ontology annotation, molecular function: DNA-binding transcription factor activity, RNA polymerase II-specific; RNA polymerase II cis-regulatory region sequence-specific DNA binding. Bases 249 to 1928 code for a protein of 559 amino acids. The record is from RefSeq and is a predicted model, not a curated record. Gene Ontology annotation, biological process: regulation of transcription by RNA polymerase II. Lineage: Eukaryota; Metazoa; Chordata; Aves; Charadriiformes; Scolopacidae.